UUGGUGCUCUCACGUCCGUUCUACCGCAAGGAUGGGUCCUGUGGCUACUGUAAGCACGCACCCAAAGGCGACGCCUACGCCUUGCGUUCCAUCGAAAAGGCGGCUAGAGCAGUAGAUGCCGAGCCGCCAAGCUCCACCAGCAUGGGCUUUCAUGCCUACCAGUUUUCUCCCGACAUGUACGACCGCUUGAUCCAAUUAGGGUUCCGUCGCUCUGGCCACUUCACCUACAAGCCCGACAACCUCCGCAACUGCUGUCGGAUGUACACCAUCCGCACAUCCGACGUACCCAACACCAAGGAGCACAGACACGCAGUGAAUCGCUUCAUCCGAAACAUCACUGGAUCACUGGAGACAAAGAAGAAUCUGCUGUUCAGCCUCGCAAAGACGCUCACCGCGGGCGAGGCGCGGGCCGACCCUAAGCGGUUUUACACGCGAUUCGGACCCGCCGCCUUUUCCAAGGAGAAGUACGACUUGUAUCGUCGCUAUCAACAACAUGUCCACCAGGACAGGGAAAUAUCCGAGAAAGGAUUCAAGGGCUUUUUGUGCGACUCCCCAUUCGAUACGCUGGAGUUGGACGAGGAGUUCUGGGAGGUGCUUAACGGCAGGAGCAGCGGUAAAUUAGCCAGUUUUGGGCCAGUGCAUGAAUGUUACUAUAUCGAUGAAAAGCUCUGUGCGAUUGCGGUGCUUGAUGUCUUACCGUCUGGAAUCUCUUCUGUGUACUUCAUCUGGGACCCAGCGUAUGCUUCCUGGGGCUUGGGGACGAUCGGUGGCUUGCGAGAGGUCGCUCUUACCCAGCGCCUCGGGCUUGCUUACUACUAUCUCGGCUUUUACAUCGCAGACUGCCACAAAAUGAAGUACAAGGCCAAGUUCGGGGGCGAGAUUUUGGACCUUGCGACCUACGAGUUCUGGGCCUUGAAGGACGUCUCAGUAAAGCUCCAGGAUGGCCGAUUUGCCACCUUGGUGGAAUCUGCCACGGACGAAACGGUGCCUCUUGGCGAAUUUAGGUUGGACUACGGCUCUUAUGCGCCCCAACGCCACGAACUAACGUCCGGGCAGGCUAGGGAUGUGAGCGAAAACGUCUAUGGGGUUGGUAGAAACGCCUAUACAAAGGCCGAGAGGUUUGCUGCCAAGCUUUCACUGGAGUAUGGGCUCAAAUACUAUAACGAGCACAACAACCCGCUCUACGUGACAAAGGACCAGGACGAGGAGGAUGAAGGGAAGCACAUGACCACGUUACCGUUCGUGGUGCCGGGGAUCUUGCCCCUCUGGCAGGUG
Molecule: messenger RNA, 1275 nt
Organism: Babjeviella inositovora NRRL Y-12698
Lineage: Eukaryota; Fungi; Ascomycota; Pichiomycetes; Serinales
Product: arginyltransferase
Exons: 1
Biological process (GO): protein arginylation
Cellular component (GO): cytoplasm
Molecular function (GO): arginyl-tRNA--protein transferase activity
Source: RefSeq, a predicted model, not a curated record